Elaeis guineensis (African oil palm) is the source of this 2305-nucleotide messenger RNA. RefSeq lists its product as uncharacterized. Gene Ontology annotation, molecular function: RNA binding. Gene Ontology annotation, biological process: mRNA processing. Gene Ontology annotation, cellular component: nucleus. The record is from RefSeq and is a predicted model, not a curated record. Lineage: Eukaryota; Viridiplantae; Streptophyta; Magnoliopsida; Arecales; Arecaceae.
AGAAGAGGAGGAUACACGUAAGACGGCAAACCAUUUGCCGUCUGCAGGGGUGCUAGCUCCCUAGCACCGCCGCGCUUCUUCAUUGCGUUGGUCUGCUGGUUUUCUUGGUCAUACCAUAUCUCGAUACUCGCCUUCCCUCUUCAUCCAUAGCUCGUCCUUGGCUCGAAUAAAUAGCAGCUCUUCUUCACCAAAGAUUUAUUGGUGGGAGCGAUUGGAUUCUAAUGGAUUUCGACGAGUACGAGUACUUGGAGAAGACGGUGGAGAACGCGGAGGUUCCGAAGGAGAAGGAAGGGGUGAGUGGUAACGGGGAGGCGAAGGACCGGAGCAGGAGCUCCAAGCACCGGUCUGAGGAGGCGGAUAGGGACUCGGAUCGCCGCUCGAAGCGGACAAGGUCGGAGGAUGAUGGUGGCCGAGACCGGGAUCGGCGACGAGAGAGGGAGAGAGAUGGGGAGCGGGACUGGCACAGGACCGGGAGGGAUCGCCGAGACAGGGAGCGGGAUGAGAGGAACGGGAAGGAGAGGGAUCGUGAUAGGGAGAGGGAGAAGGAGAGGGAUAGGGAGCGUGACAGGAUCAGAGAGCGCGAGAGGGAGAGGGAGCGUUCGCGCCGGAGCAGGAGCCGCUCAGAGAAGUAUCAAGAUGAGGAGCGAGACAGGCACAGGGAGAAGAGCAGGGAGCGGGAGAUCAAAGAAAGGGAGAGGGAGUUCAAAGAUAGAGAUCGUGAUCGUGAUGCCAGGCGAAGAAAAGAGGAAGUGGUGGAGCCAGAGGUUGAUCCAGAGCGGGAUCAAAGAACCGUAUUUGCCUACCAGAUUUGUUUGAAGGCAGAUGAGAGAGAUGUCUAUGAGUUUUUCUCAAGGGCUGGGAAGGUUCGGGAUGUGCGCCUCAUUAUGGAUCGCAAUACAAGACGUUCUAAGGGUGUUGGAUAUAUUGAGUUUUAUGAUGCCAUGUCAGUUCCAAUGGCAAUAGCUCUCUCUGGCCAGCUGCUUAACGGCCAACCGGUAAUGGUUAAGCCUUCAGAGGCUGAGAAGAAUUUAGUGCAGUCAAAUACAGCUGGAGGAGCCGGUGGGCUUAUUGGGCCUUAUUCUGGUGGGGCUAGAAGAUUGUAUGUUGGCAAUCUUCAUUUCAACAUGACAGAAAGUCAGCUUCGACAGGUGUUUGAACCGUUUGGUACUGUGGAGCUAGUUCAACUGCCCCUUGAUCCAGAGACUGGGCUCUGUAAAGGUUUUGGCUUUGUUCAAUUUGCACGUCUUGAAGAUGCUAGAGCUGCUCAGAGUUUGAAUGGGCAGCUAGAGAUUGCUGGCAAGACAAUCAAGGUUUCUGCUGUGACGGAGCAAGGAGGAAUGCAAGAUCUUGGUGCAAAUGCUGGUGAUUUUGAUGAUGAUGAGGGUGGAGGCUUGUCUCUAAAUGCUCGCUCUAGAGCUCUGCUGAUGCAGAAAUUGGACCGCACUGGAACUGCUACGAGUGUUGCUGGUGCACUAGCCACGCCUGCUGCCAAUGCUCCCCUGACUGUGCCAACAGCGUCAGUACUUGGUGCCCCUCCCUUGGUUGCUCCUCUUUUACAGCCUACUCUACCUCCUGUCUUAGGCUUACCAGGUUCAGCUCUUCCAGUUGCUUCCACUGCUCCACAACCUGCUGAAACUGUUGGUGCCCCUAGUGAAUGUUUGCUGCUGAAGAAUAUGUUUGAUCCAAAUGUGGAGACUGAACCAGAUUUUGAUUUAGACAUUAAGGAAGAUGUUCAAGAUGAGUGUUCAAAAUUUGGCCCGGUAAAGCAUAUCUUCGUAGACAAAAAUAGCGCUGGCCAUGUAUAUAUUCGUUUUGACAGUCCAACUUCAGCCAUCAAUGCACAGCGUGCCCUCCAUGGAAGGUGGUUUGCAGGGAAGAUGAUCACUGCGACGUUCAUGCUCCCUCAAAAUUAUGAAGCAAAAUUUCCAAGCGCCAGCUAGGUAGUUGGAAGGUGAACAUGCUAUACCGAAGCCUUGGGGCAGCUUUUCUGAGACUAAGCUGAGAAGGGGCUUGCUUUUUACAUCCCUUUCUUGUCUCUUACAAUGUCAGCUUCCGUGUCUUACAUUGCCAUCUUGCAAUAUUUAGAGACGUGCAGCAGAACUGUGGACAAUGAUCCCUAAAUGCUCUCUUUGUUGUUUUAAAGCUCAAGCCCGGUGCUUUUCAGCACUCCUUGCUGACCCUUCCGUGGUCUUAAUAUCCUUGAUUGGAUUGCAGCUGUAGUUACUUAUUUGUGAAUAUAUUUAUAAUAAUGUAUGGACAAUAUUGUUUUCAAAAGUUAAUGUUAUCUCAUUCUAGUUAGCAGUUA